CCGGUUUCAGCACUCUGGCACGACAGUACUCGACGCUCUGGUGGAGGACGGAGACAAAACUUGGCGAAAAGCUUUAAAACAUCACAUAAUACACGCGUGCGCUAGGAAUGCAAGGGGUGAACAUGAAGCUUUUCGCGUUCGUGAUCGGGGCACUUUUCGUGUCCCGGGCUUGCGCCCAAGCGGCGGCGAUGAGGGGCCACAUCGUGUCCUGCUCCGGAUGAAAACUAAACAAGCUCCCCGAGGCCAAGAAAUUCCUCAAGAAUCCCGAGCACGCCGCAAGCUACGAGGAUAUCGAAUUACCGUUGAAUUCAAGGCCGGCAAGCCGCCGGUGUUGACCCUUUUCGACAAGGCCUCCGGGGAGGAGACGGAGAGCAUCAACCUCGAGAAGUUUACCAUCGAUGAGAUGCACGAGCUUCUCGUGUCUCGGGGAUUCGUCCGCCGUGCGGAUGCCGCGGACCUCGCCGAGGUGAAGGCGAAGGAAGCCAUCGCUGACGAAGCCGCCGCGAAGCAGAAGAAGGAACGGGCCGAGGCCGCUGCCAAGCGUAGGCUAGAGAGGGAGAACGACAGACCGGACAGGGGGGCCGCGAAGGCUCAUCAAGCGGAAGAUCGCGCCGCUAUGGGCGAGAAGCGCAAGUUCGACGCCGUGAAGCGGAAGGCCAGGGAAAGCGAGGCCGACGGGAGCGGAGAGCUGUAGAAGGGGCGGCUGUCCCCUCCUCUUCUAUGUCAGCAUUGAGCGAGAGCUUCAUGUUUUCGUUGACUUAGCGGACCACAAGCUGUUUUCUCUCGGGGGAUGUUUGGCUUCCGUCAGAGCAUCAUAUGCAAUGGCGUUACCGCCGGCCACUCUCACCAAGAGAAUGUUGUUGUUGCUGUGGACCAAUAGCACCGCGUGCUUGUAGAUCGAGUCCUUGUAGCUCUCUCCCUCCGCAAGAAACCUUUGAACCAACGACAGUCACUUGAGGAUCUUUCUUUGAGCGUAAUGACGGAUGCACCUGUAUAAACCCUUGACUACGGGGAUCAGGGCAUCUUGAAGUGUCUCGAAGGACUUUCCGGCGGCGUUAUAGGGAAUUAAGGGUCCGUCGAGGGUUAUAGGUUCAUCUUACAGGUUUCGAUUAUGUACUAAGUAUUAAAGUUAUUUCACAAUUUCCCUCGAUUGUGUCGUCGUGAAGGGCUGCGCCUUUUGGCAGUCGAGUGUGCUGUGUGCCAAUCGCUGGCGAAGUAUUGGUGUUUGUUUGGAUCAUCGCGGGCGCCUUCGCGGGUGUGUGUCCGUGUUUGCCCUUUUUUUCCGAAGGGGUAGCCUCAUGAUGUGCGCCCGUUCAUGUGGCAGAUAUUCAGGUGGAGGAGGCGUCUUUUUGUCCCCUGGCAUGCACAACCUAAUUCCGAUAUGCGUCACAGUGGUGGGUAAGCUUGUGUCGCACUCAACGUGGCGUGGAUGUCGGGACUCUGAUUGUGUGGCGGUACGGCACGGGUGUACUGCUGUAGGUGCAGGUG
Ectocarpus sp. CCAP 1310/34 is the source of this 1488-nucleotide messenger RNA. NCBI's taxonomy places the organism in Eukaryota, Phaeophyceae, Ectocarpales, Ectocarpaceae. The record is from the annotation of a GenBank genome assembly.